AUCAACUCAGGGGUAAUUUGUCUUUGUUGAACGAUUAUGGUAAACUUUGUCCUAAUUGAUCAUCCUACACAAAGGCAAAUUACCUGCAAUAAAGCACGAACCUCGUAUAUUGAUGAAACAGUCUGAUCGAAUUGACAAUUGGUAUUACACAGCUGCAGUGUAUGAGAAACAGCAUCUUAUGGUGCAUACAGUCAUUUGUUUAUCCACCUUGUCUGAUCCAUGAGCAUACAUUGAUGUCAAUUGUAUGAGAGUGUAAAUUGCGCUCUUGCAGAUCAACUACUUUCUUCGCCAUCAUCACUAAAAUUUCCCUCCCUUCAUCCUCGCCACUUCACGACUUUAUUUACGACUUUCUAACGAUUUUAUCAUUUUAACGAAUUCAAGAUUAACGACUUAUACCCCUUUUCUCACACAAUCAACAUCACCCAACAAUGUGGUGCGACAAUUGUCUAUUGAUUUUCCCACUAAAACAUGGAGCGAUUGCAUGGGACGUUUUCAUUGCAGCGUACAAUUUAGCCGGAGCAAUUCUAUUAUUCAGAGAUGGACAAUAUCUAUUUUUCGAUUAUCCCGAAUGGCAAAUUUAUGGUGGAAUUGGGAUGGCGGUAAUGUCAAUUUGCGUGAUUAAUAUAAUCGGUUUAAGUAAUUCUUCCUAUAUGUGGAUAAGAGUUUGCUUUUUCAUUUGGCCGAUAAUUUUACUCACAGUUGCCGUUCGUGCUGGAGUGAUGAUCUUUCAAUUAGACAGACAACAAGGAAAAAUUAUUUGGGAAUGCAAUAAUGGUGGUCAAUUAUGGGGUGAAUCAGCUGCAAUGGGUUACAGUAAUGGCUCAAGUAUGCCUUCUGGGAUUUGUUCGGCAGGCUUUCAUAGCCUUUAUAUCGCCUUUGUUCUUGCUUUGGUGAUCGAUUUCGGAUUACAGCUUUACGCAUACUUUAUGUGUUGGCGAUUCAUGAAACGUAUCGAGCAUUAUUAUUGUCUUCCAAUGAGUGAUAAACGUGAGUACCGAUUUGGGUGAGAUUGCGUGUAUUGACACUGACACUCUUUCUUUUGCAGAGAUGUAUCACAUGUAAACAAACUUUUCCGAUUGGCAAUCACACGGACCCUUUUUUUCAUCUUUUCAUCAACAAGAAGCCCAUCAAAUCAAGCUCUUGUCUUCAAUUCGA
Molecule: messenger RNA, 1155 nt
Organism: Meira miltonrushii
Lineage: Eukaryota; Fungi; Basidiomycota; Exobasidiomycetes; Exobasidiales; Brachybasidiaceae
Exons: 1
Coding region: 429-1007 (192 amino acids)
Source: RefSeq, a predicted model, not a curated record